GCGGCACGCGACUAUGGAUGUUGCUAUAAAGAAUCCUCGCGUGCCGGUUCUUCAGCUAAAAACUAACUGUUGACCGCGAGCAGCUCAGCAAGAAAAAAGAAGAAGAAAAAGAAGAAGAAGAAGAAGAAGAGUCAUUGUUACCGCGACAACAGAGAGACGCAGAGAGGCACACUGAGAGAUGGACAGCGUGCUGGACCCGUUCUCUGGACUCGACUCUUUCUCCUCCCCUCCUUACUUCGACGAUGACGAGUUCUUCACCGACCAGUCCUCCAGAGACGGACACUUGGACACUGAGGACUUUCUGGAUGACGACGUGGACUUCCUCACCAGUCACUUCCAAGACUACUACACUAAAGAGGGCGGCGGACGAACAGAUGGAGAUGGAGAUGGAGAUGGAGACUACGACAUGGGCGACCUGUCCUUCUCCUCCUCGUCCUCCACCUUCUCCUACGGCUGCGCAGACAGCCUGUCCCCGCAGAUGGGCCACCACGGCGGGCCGCUGCUGAAGCGCAGGAGGAGGAUGAGGUCCGACAUGGAGAUGCAGCAGCUACGGCAGGCGGCCAACGUGCGGGAGCGGCGCAGGAUGCAGUCCAUCAACGACGCGUUCGAGGGGCUGCGAACACACAUCCCCACCCUGCCCUACGAGAAGAGGCUGUCCAAGGUGGACACGCUGCGGCUCGCCAUCGGAUACAUCAACUUCCUCGCGGAGCUCGUACAGUCCGAUCUGCCCAUCAGGAACUCCAGCAGCGAGACGCACGCGCAACCCAAGAAGGUCAUCAUCUGCCACAGAGGAACAAGGUCUCCAUCUCCCAGUGAUCCGGACUACGGUCUGCCUCCCCUGGCCGGUCACUCUCUGUCCUGGUCGGAUGAGAAGCAGCUCCGGGAGCAGAACAUCAUCCGCACCGCCAAGGUCUGGACACCGGAGGACCCGCGGAAACUGCACAACAAACCGGGCCUAACGGACAUUGAGAACGAGCCUCCGUUCGGGCUGGUGGCCUGAAGAUCAGAGACACCAUAAAGACGCACAUUGUGAAUGUGAAGACUAUGUUAAUGUUAAUGUGAACACCAUGUGAGCUACUGUACAGUCAGUCCCCGAUAUUGUAUUCAAUGUUGUAAAUAGUUUUAUCAUGUUGAUAAUUUUAUUUUUUGUAAUUCAGGCAACUGGCAAUCAUGUAUUUAUUAUUAUUUUUUUCACAAGUGAUAACAUAUGUUUUUAAUUUAAUUGCAAUGGAUGAGAGAAAAAAACAUAUUUUUAUA
Molecule: messenger RNA, 1257 nt
Organism: Sebastes umbrosus (honeycomb rockfish)
Lineage: Eukaryota; Metazoa; Chordata; Actinopteri; Perciformes; Sebastidae
Gene: ptf1a
Product: pancreas associated transcription factor 1a
Exons: 2
Coding region: 179-1000 (273 amino acids)
Biological process (GO): regulation of transcription by RNA polymerase II; developmental process
Molecular function (GO): protein dimerization activity; DNA-binding transcription factor activity, RNA polymerase II-specific; RNA polymerase II transcription regulatory region sequence-specific DNA binding
Source: RefSeq, a predicted model, not a curated record